Molecule: messenger RNA, 522 nt
Organism: Sesamum indicum (sesame)
Lineage: Eukaryota; Viridiplantae; Streptophyta; Magnoliopsida; Lamiales; Pedaliaceae
Product: E3 ubiquitin-protein ligase Os04g0590900-like
Biological process (GO): protein ubiquitination
Source: RefSeq, a predicted model, not a curated record
AUGGACAAUCAUCACCGUAGGCUAGAAAUGAGCCCUCUAUUGGUGGGCUUUCUGGGGAUCUUGGCUGGUGCUACAGUAGUCGCUAUUUGCCAUUGCAUAAUCGUGUUAUGCAACGGAACGCAACCGAGAAGGCCACAUACAAGAACAACUAUUUACGCGAAUGGAAGUCAGAACAACAAUGCCAGCAGCCAAGAACACGAUUCUAGGCCAAAUAGCCCCUCGGAGCAUUUGACGGUCCGUGGACGGAUUCUUCAGUCCAAGUAUACCAAAGAGUGUAAAGAAGAUUUAUGUGCUGUAUGUUUGGUUGAAUUUAAGGAAGGCGUAAGGGUCUCUGUGCUGCCAGAAUGUACACACAUAUUUCACGUAGCCUGCAUCAACAAAUGGCUGGAAAAUCACCCUAAUUGCCCGUUGUGUCGGGCAACUGCGGUUCCUCCAUUACAUCUUCAUGCAGCUCAUCUGUUGCCGGAAUCCGGUGGGACUCCGGCGCCGGAGAUACCGGAAUUCGGUGCGAAUGUGGUGUGA